UUUACAUUAAUUUUUUAUUCCUACAUCGCGACCGCUCUACUUUUAAUUGGCUGCUGCGCACAGCCGGUGAACUUCAUUUGCCGCGCGUUGAUACAUAUCGUAUACCAAACGCUUAUACGUUUAGCAAGGUAAACUUAAUUAAGAUUGCUGAUCGUCCGACGAAUAAUAUUUUUCAGAAAAAUUGAGACCGAAUCUUGCGAGUAUCUGUACGUUGAUAUUUGUCGUGAUUGUCAUUCGACAGAGAACGUACAUUUCUCGUGGAUAUAUUCGGGAAAGAAUUACAGCAACAGCCCGAGUUGGUUCGAUCUGCGAGUAUAAGGUAAAAUGGCAGGUGUGCAUCGUUGAUCGCGGUUAAUUAUUACGUCUGUAAACGAACCGUGAUUCCCUCGCGAUCGCUCGAAAUUCAAGCGUAACCCGCACACCGUCCCGGCAAAUAUUUUCGCUAAUGACAAUGAAUAUGUGCAUUAAUUAAAAUCGUAUCGAUUGUUCGGUCGCGGAUGAAUUCCCCGUCGGCUCGGAGUGCGGAAUGGCAUGUGGAUGACGGUACGUCAACAGGUGGUAUACAGGAUGUUUCAACGUAGUAAAUAUCUCGGCACUUCUUCGAAGUUCGACGCAACUGUCACGUCUCUUAGGGUAGACCGGAGUAACAGCAUGUCCUCGAAUCGUGGAAUUCGCGGAUACCAAUGCGUGUGAGUUACAUCUCGCUAUAGAUUUGCGAAAUUUCUUCGUGAAAAUCACACGUUGCGUUACAAGUAUAGGUAUACAAUCAUCUCGUUGUCAGUGCACUUGGCUCGCGCACCUUAUGAAACACCUUGCAUGUACAAAUGUAACGUUAUUAUAUACGUGCACGAUUAUCGAAGCGGACGUUACAGCUACGUGUUUGCGAUCAGAUAAGCGUACGGUUGAAAUAAAUAUGUUAUCUGCGAUAAAUUAUGUGUGAAAAAUACAGUGCGAUAAGGGCUUAGUUAGCCUUUAGCGAUUUUAAGAGCUGGCUGCAUACGAGUGCUUCGACUAUCAUGGCGGGUGAACAGAAAGUAGAACAGCUUCAAAAAGCAACAGACAGAAUUCAAAAAGAAAUCGAAGAAGUUACGGAGAGAGAGUACGAGUUACGGAACGUGGGAAGCAUAAAGACAAUUUCCCUUGAGACUGUAGACGCUAAGGUACGUCGAAUGCCACUGGCUCUCGCCUCAGGAAAAUUGAAGAGAACUACGUCCACUCCACAAAUUUUAGAAUCAGUGAAUCAAUCAUCUCACACGACUAACUUAUCUCCAAAAAUGACUAACGGUGUGAUAUCAGCUAGAUCUACGCCGACUCCAGUUCGUUUUGCUACUAAUCAAACACAAAAAGGUUUGAUGCAAAGAUUUUUGGCCACCAGAGGAAAGAUCUACAAGCCGAAGCCUGUGAUCACUGAUUUUUCUCCGUUGAAGACUACGCCAAACAACGUUAACGCUAAUCCAUUGAGUAUCAAGCCGUUCAACGUGGGCCUGGAAAUUGAAAUUGAGCCAGAUGAUGAGCCAAAAAAACCACCUGUCAGAAAAGGCUACGUUCCGGUUGAGGAAAAAAUUCAAAAAGAAUUGAACGAAAUGAAAGAACGUGAAAAUGAGCUGAGAUUAAUGAGAUCUCAAAUGCUGGCAAAAUCGCAACCGAACCUCCUUGAUAUUGUUAACGACAGUGACUCAGACAUUUAUGAUGGGACAAGCUCGCUGCGGAGCGGAACAUCUUCCAAUACGUUGAAUGAAGAUGAACCGGAAAAAGAAUUCAAGGGAAAGCACAAGGCCAACCCUCGACGACGGAGUGCUUUGAUAGCACAGUGGGAAAAUAUCAUUGCAUCGAAAAAGGAAGUAAGUGAAAAUGGAAGUGAAAUUGAUGGAAAUUUGUAAGGAGCUGGCUCCUGUGAAUUUAUAUUACUAUUUUUAUACAAACUUUGAAAAGUUGCAUCAAAUAUCCAACGACUGUUUAUGUUAGUUCAGUUGGUACGUCGCCUCGUUGUGCCAACAGUUAUGAUUCAUCUUAUAAUAUCACAAGGCUGGUGCCGUGGCACUUGCUUUUUCCAAAAUCCCUGUAGCUUUGACUAAUUUCGUUUUUUGCAAUUAUUGUGUGAUUGAGACAUGUGUCCACAAAAGUGACGCAGGCAUGAUUGGUACAUUAUCUAGGACGCGUUGUCAUUAUGGUAACUAAUGAGAAAAGCUUUGUGAAAUGUAAAUAUGGUCUCUGUUAUGCAAUUGAAAUUGUAAUAUUCUAUGAUGCAUGAGUAUCGUUUCCCGUAUGUUCAUGUACAAGUAUUCAACGCAUGUUUGUGGAUUUUUUCUUGCAAGAACUUUAUGUAAAGCGCCUGAUAAAUUAUCGUGGCCCGGAUGAUGGGUUGAUGAGGAAUUUGAUAAAUGUUUUGGCAAUGUAAUUGCAGACUACAGACGCGUUACAUUAUAAUUAGAUACUUCAGGUGAAGAAGCUGAAUUGGAUCGUAUCGCAUGUAUAUUCGAUGCAUAAUUUCGUGUGAGAAUAUUUUUUUUAUUUCUCUGCAUUUCAGUAUUAAAUUGGUAGCUAAACUAUCAGUGUAAGUAUCUGAUAAUAUACUUAUGGAGCCACGUAAAUUAUAAAAAAUAUUCGUAUAAAGAAGUACAGAGCACUGUGAAAUUAAAUAUGUCCCAUUCUCGCCGGUGAUUUUGUCGAUAUAUACCUAUACAGGUGUAGUGUCGAUGUAUUAUAAUUAUUUUUUUAUAUAUUAAUUAUAUUGAUUAGCUGAUAAUAUAUAUAUACAUAUACAUAUACAUAUAAUACUAAUCAAAAAAUAUGUGCAAUGUUAUACUUAUAUCGAAACCGGAGCCGAGUUCUGUUACACUAUCUCGAUGAGUCCUAUUUUUGUUUAUUUAUAUUUUAAAUAUCUAUAUAUUGCAUUCUGUAUCAAUCAUUUAGCUAUAAAUUAUUUCACCUUACUCAAUUGUGGCCUUGCAUUUGGAAAUGAUAUACGUCUAGGCUGAAACAUAUUUGGCGCAUCCUUGACCUGAUUUCACUUAUGAAAUUUAAUAUUCCACCUAUCACAUCAGCUGCAAUUAUACCGUACUAGUUAAACACAGUGAUAAUCGAUGCUCUAGAUUAUCUUUGUUCCUUGAGAUCUAAAAGAAAGAAAAGAAUAUGAACUUUCAGAUAUAUAUUUUUUUUUUUCACAUCAGCCAUUUCAAUGGUCGAUUAUCUUUUUGUGUGUCACGAGUAUCAGUAUCACGAUGUACAGCACUAUAAUUGCUGUCGUCAACCUGUACGCUCAUUACUCAUAAUGUCAAGAAUCAUGUAUAUUUCAUGAUAUUGUUGAAUUAUUAUAUUGGUAUAAUUACUAUUAUUAAUAUUAUUAUUAUUAUUAUCAUCAUUAUUUUGUCAUUGUUAUUGUCCUUAUUAGGAACGAUGAAACGUUCGUAUGAUUCAAGUAUAUACCUUCUAUCAAUUUAUUCAGACCUAACAUUCAGUAACAAGAAUACAUGGUUACAUGCAUUACACCGAAUUGUAUACGUAAACGAUCAUACCUAGAAUUGUAAUGAUCAGUACAAUAAUGUGACGUAUUUUUCCCUUUCCGAAUAAAUUUUCGACCCGCAAAA
Messenger RNA from Neodiprion virginianus, 3587 nucleotides. RefSeq lists its product as uncharacterized. Bases 1017 to 1880 code for a protein of 287 amino acids. Lineage: Eukaryota; Metazoa; Arthropoda; Insecta; Hymenoptera; Diprionidae. The record is from RefSeq and is a predicted model, not a curated record. The transcript has 5 exons.